CAGGGGCGGACUGACCAUUUGGAAACUUUGGCACUGCCCGAGGCCCUGGGGUCAGUAGGGCGCCCCAUGAGAUGCCCCUGGUACCUUUUUCAUAGGCUUUUUUGCGUUUGGGUAAGGACACAGGGGCCCCAUGAUCCCCUAUUGCCCGGGGGCCCCCUGAGUUGUCAGUCCGCCCCUGCUACUGACCACGCUGUGUUCUCAGGCCUCAUGUGGUCAGUUUUUAUGUCCGAGGGCCCAGGGUCAGUAGGGGGCCCCAUGAGAUGCCCCUGGUACCUUUUUCAUAGGCUUUUUUGAGUUUGGGCAAGGACACAGGGGCCCCAUGAUCCCCUAUUGCCCGGGGGCCCCAU
Staurois parvus is the source of this 347-nucleotide messenger RNA. Lineage: Eukaryota; Metazoa; Chordata; Amphibia; Anura; Ranidae. The record is from the annotation of a GenBank genome assembly.